This is a messenger RNA of Aspergillus chevalieri, 2118 nucleotides long. It is a transcript of the gene DAL81, whose product is annotated as putative C6 transcription factor (OTam). Bases 1 to 2118 code for a protein of 705 amino acids. The transcript is spliced from 2 exons. Gene Ontology annotation, biological process: DNA-templated transcription. The record is from RefSeq and is a predicted model, not a curated record. NCBI's taxonomy places the organism in Eukaryota, Fungi, Ascomycota, Eurotiomycetes, Eurotiales, Aspergillaceae. Gene Ontology annotation, cellular component: nucleus. Gene Ontology annotation, molecular function: DNA binding; DNA-binding transcription factor activity, RNA polymerase II-specific; zinc ion binding.
AUGGCCGCCGUUAUCACACUCCAGUCGUCCUCUGCGGCUGGUCCGGCGGUCCCGUCUUUCCAGCAACAGCAGCAGCAGCAGCCCCAAUCCCAGCCUCAUUCUCCGGAUUCGCAACCAUCGCAUCGUCGUCGCCUAUCUCGUGCCCAACAGCAACAGGACGGCCCUCCGUCUACGCCGCUAUCCCCGGUCUCCUCUUCGACCCUAACUGCCUCCGCUGCUCGUGCUCCGGGCCGGGAUGGACCCAGUUGUGACGCUUGUCUCCGCCGAAAGAGCCGCUGUGCUAUGAACGAGAUGGUCAACAAAUGCUAUUCCUGUGAUUUUCACCGGCAAGAGUGCACCUUUAACCUUUCCUCUGGCGCCGCUCGUCCCAACACUGCGGAACCCCUGUCCAAGAAACGGAAACUUGAGGACUCGGUCCCGGAGGAUGCUGAGUCUGUCAAGAGAUCAUCGACUGUUGCUGCCACCAAACAGGGCCAGGGUCACUAUCUAGUCCCCGGUUUCUUUGACCAAUCCAUCCAAUAUAUUGGCUUGACCACCGAGUUUGAACCCGCCUUGUUGGACCACGUUCCUUUGGACCAGAACAACGAAGGCAUUGUAUCCAACUUUCGUCUGCGGAAGCUGGGUGACGAUACUUACAUCCGUGUCCGGAACACGAUGCCUGACUCGGUUUCGGUCGAUGCUAUUGAGAGCCUGGUAGCUCCUUAUGGUGCUACCUUGAUUGAGAAGUUCUUCGAAUAUGUUCACCCUACGUUUCCUAUCCUCAUGGAGGAUACCUUCCGCCAGACCUAUCGCACCCGAAAGAACCUGUCGCCACUCUUGCUGGCUGCUGUUUAUGUCUUGACACUCAAGUUCGUGGACAUGCCAGCCUCUCAAUCCGUUCGACGACCCGACGUAGCACGUCUGGAAAGUACCGCUCUUAAACUAUUGACGGAAUCGCUCCCCCGGGCCACGGUUGCCACCAUUCAGGCCGGUCUUCUUCUCAUGGAGAAAUCGACCGUCGCGACCAGAGCAUUGAACGCACAGUUGGUGACGGCUGGGUUUGAAUUGGGUCUGCACCAAGACUGCACCCAUUGGAGGAUGGACACCUGGGAAAAGGGCCUUCGGAAACGUCUGGCCUGGGCGUUGUACAUGCAGGACAAGUGGUCUUCCCUUGUCCACGGACGUCCAUCGCACAUUUUUGCUUGGAACUGGACGGUCAAAGACCUGGUGGAACAGGACUUUGUCGACGCGUUCCACGCGGAUUCGAACCAGGACGAUACUUCUGUUGGGCACGGACCGCUGUAUUUCUGUCAUAUGGUGGCUUUGACCACCAUCCUCUCUGACAUCCUGGAUCGAUUUUACACCCUGCAGGCCAUCGAGGAUUUCAAGGCCUCCGGCGGAAACCGAACUCGCAUGAUCCUUGAAAGAGCCAAGCCCGCGCAGAUUCGCCUGAAAGAGUGGUUUGCACGUCUGCCCCCGCAGCUCAAGAUGGAUACAAGCGGUGACUUAUUCGAUACCAUUACGGAAGAAAACGCCCGUAACGGAGCUUUGCACCUGUCCUACUUUGCGACUGAAAUUACGCUGCACCGAUGCAUCAUUCGAUCCCUGUCUCCUGAAACCGCCGACGCCUACCUGUCCCACAUUUGCCGCUCCGCAGCCAAAACGCGUCUCAUCUCCGCCAUGGACUUCGUCAACCGACUGCGCCCUGCCCAUCUCCGGUCCUUCUGGCCCUCCGCCUCGCGUCACAACUUCACUCUCAUCGGCUCAUUUGGCAUCCUCCUGCGCGUGACUGCCCCUACAAAAGAGGAAUCCGAGUUCUACCGCCUCCGACUCUGCGAGUACCGCUGGACGUUGAGCGUCAGCAGGAAGAACGCAGAGUUCCUCGACUUCUCCCUCGACAGUCUAGACAACGCCACCAACCUCGACCGCCACGUACCCGACAAACCCGCCAUCGACGAGUUGAUGCACAGUGCUGUCAAGCCAACCAUCACCUCUCGUCCGGUCCCCGUCAUCGCCCUCGAUGACCCCGACCCGAUGCUCGAAGCCGGAGGCACCUCGUCCGUGAUCUCCGGGCUAGCUUCGCCGGCGACAUCGGUCAGUGAUGAGAGUUUACGAGAUACCCCAAUUCCGCCAUUAUAA